This is a messenger RNA of Fusarium sp. VM40, 1578 nucleotides long. NCBI's taxonomy places the organism in Eukaryota, Fungi, Ascomycota, Sordariomycetes, Hypocreales, Nectriaceae. The record is from the annotation of a GenBank genome assembly.
AUGGCCAAUGGUUUUGGAAGAGUCGAGCGCUUCUUCGCCAAGAAGAAGACGCCAGCUGCCUCCAUUGAUCCUGUUGAUCAAGCUUCUAUCCCUUCCAAGAUACCUCAGUUUCCUUCACCUUCAUUCAUUCGCCCCAAAGCUAGCCGCAUGGCUGCGCGAGAAGAAGGCGGGAAGCAACCCCGGAGUCGAGGUCCUUCUUUCCCAACUCCCCUCUCUCCUCAUCGAGUUGACUUGAACAGCACUCAAAGUCCCAUUCGCUCACCAAACUCCUAUCAAUUGGAGUACUGCCCCCUCCAGAACUCUUUCAUGUCCCCACGAGAAGAAUCGUUUACUGGCGAAUUCGAUGGCUACCACUUCCCUCGACCUCCGACCCGUAAUGGAGAUACUUCUGCCUCGUCUUCUACUCGCGAUCCGAAAUCAUCCAUGGAGGCCCCUAGUGAGCGCAGCCUUCCAAUGCGAUCCCCAAGAAAGCCCGUUCCCAAGGCUUUGCGACUUGAUACUCCUCCUUGCUCGGAUUUGGAAGACGAAGAUACUCGUCGACCUACUUACUUCCGUGAUAAGAAACUUCCGGCACUGCCUCAAACGAAACCCCCAACCCCGGAGUCAUCCCCCGAACUUCGCCCAGUGCAUAUUGCACAGUUGAAAGCAUCAAAAUCAAUCGACUUUCUCAACAAGUCUGUAUACAGUGACAUCCGUCGCCAGCUUGCCAGAACAGUCGGCGAACAGCGAUUACGAAGAACUUCAAGUCAAAUCAGUUUGGACUUUGCAACAAACAGACUAUCUGUUACUAGCUCCACCCUUCGAGAGCCCGACUUUAAUGAGUUUUUCAACCUGAGCGACGACGAUAUUGCCGAGUCGGCCCCAGAAGAUACUGUGGAUGUGGUUGCACCCUCACAUCCCUCCACAGCCCCUUCCACACCCGUUUCUACUCGCUCUUCUCUCUUAACGCUCACCCCUCCUUAUGGUAGCAAAGCUGCCACUGCUGCUGCUUUCGAAGCAGCUAGAAUCGCCAUCCGCUACAACUUUGACUUCGUCUAUGUGGUAAACCUAUGGACCGAUGACACUCAACCCCACUCCAGCAGCUCUACCACCAGCAAAAAAGUUGCACCGUUAUCUGGACGGCUGCUCGCUGCUUAUGGACUGGAAAACGUCAACCUUCCAUUUCAAAUCUCAACAACAGCCCAUAACAAGAUACUUAGCACACCAGGAUGGAUAGAGUAUCGAGCAAAACAAGUCCAGGGUGACGAGUUUGCUCGGGGUUAUGCUCACGCUUUCUACACCGACGAGUGUUCGCAAGAGGGACCAAUCAUCUCGAGAAACUCAGCAUCAUCAACACAGUCCAUGAGCACCGAACGUGGAAUCAUCUUCGCUGCGUAUCGAAAGCCCCGAGCUGAUGGAAGUCUGGUUGGAGUUUCCUCUGGUCCAGCCGAGCUUGUCAAUGUCCACAAGGAUGCAGAGGCGCUUGUGGAAAUGCUUGUUGAUAUCCAUGUAGCAAACCAGCUGCGCGAGCCUCAAUCAUGUUUCCACCAAGCUGAGGAGACUGGCCCAAUGCCAACACAAAGAAUUGGGCGUCUGUAA